Messenger RNA from Gavialis gangeticus (Gharial), 2793 nucleotides. RefSeq names its product endoplasmic reticulum oxidoreductase 1 beta (gene ERO1B). Gene Ontology annotation, cellular component: endoplasmic reticulum; endoplasmic reticulum membrane. Gene Ontology annotation, biological process: protein folding in endoplasmic reticulum. The transcript is spliced from 16 exons. Gene Ontology annotation, molecular function: thiol oxidase activity; protein-disulfide reductase activity; FAD binding. The coding region runs from base 39 to 1421 and encodes 460 amino acids. The record is from RefSeq and is a predicted model, not a curated record. Lineage: Eukaryota; Metazoa; Chordata; Crocodylia; Gavialidae.
AGCCGUUAACAGCCGCGGCGGCCGUGUCCGGGGGCGGUAUGAGUGGCGGCCGGGGCCCAGCAGUGGGGCCGGGGCUGCUGGCGGCGCUGAGCUGCCUGUGGGCGGCUGGCCAGGCCCAGCUUAUAGGAGUCCUGGAUGAUUGCCAGUGUGAUAUAGAAAGCAUUGAUGACUUCAAUACUUACAAGAUUUUCCCCAAAAUACAGAAACUGCAAGAACGCGACUACUUCAGAUAUUACAAGGUUAAUCUUAAGAGACCAUGUCCUUUCUGGGCUGAUGAUGGCCACUGUUCUAUUAAAGAUUGUCAUGUAGAACCUUGUCCUGAGAGUAAAGUCCCAAUUGGAAUUAAAGCUGGGAGCGCUAAUAAAUACUCAAAAGCGGCAAAUAACACCAAAGAGUUGGAAGACUGUGAACAAGCUAACAAACUAGGAGCAGUGAACAGUACAUUAAGUAACCAAAGUAAAGAGGCUUUCAUUGACUGGGCAAGAUAUGAUGAUUCACAGGACCAUUUUUGUGAACUUGAUGAUGAGAGAUCUCCAGAUGCCCAAUAUGUGGAUUUGCUGCUGAAUCCAGAACGUUAUACUGGAUACAAAGGGCCUUCUGCAUGGAGAGUGUGGAACAGCAUCUAUGAAGAAAACUGCUUCAAGCCUCGAUCUGUCUAUCGUCCUUUAAAUCCGCUGGCACCUAGCAGAGGAGAAGAUGAUGGUGAAGGCUUCUAUACAUGGCUAGAAGGUCUUUGUCUGGAGAAAAGAGUAUUCUAUAAACUUAUUUCUGGACUUCACGCUAGCAUCAAUUUACAUCUAUGUGCGAAAUCUCUUCUUGAAGAAACCUGGGGAAAGCCUAGCUGGGGACCUAAUGUAAAAGAGUUCGUUCGUCGCUUUGAUUCUACUGAAACAAAAGGAGAAGGGCUAAGAAGGCUCAAAAACUUAUAUUUCUUAUAUUUGAUUGAGCUACGUGCUUUGUCAAAGGUUGCACCAUACUUUGAGCGUUCAAUUGUAGACCUUUACACUGGAAAUGUCAACGAGGAUGCUGAAUCUAAAGCCCUCUUGUUGGAUAUCUUCAGAGACACAAAGUCUUUCACUAUGCACUUUGAUGAAAAGUCCAUGUUUGCGGGAGAUAAAAAAGGGGCCAAAUCACUGAAGGAAGAAUUCCGGCUUCAUUUCAAGAACAUAUCCCGCAUAAUGGAUUGUGUUGGCUGUGAUAAAUGCAGAUUAUGGGGCAAACUGCAGACUCAAGGAUUAGGAACUGCCUUAAAGAUUUUAUUCUCUGAAAGAGAAAUACAGAACCUUCCUGAGAAUAGUCCAUCCAAAGGCUUUCAACUGACACGUCAAGAAAUAGUUGCUCUUGUAAACGCAUUUGGAAGGCUUUCAACGAGUAUAAAAGAAUUGCAGAAUUUUAAAGUGUUAUUACAGCAUACUAGGUAAUGAAGGCUUUUGCUCAUCCUGGUAGUGAUGACCAUUAAAUGACUGCAUCAAGCAGAAAGACAAAACAAUCCUUACAGGACUGGUUAUGAACUGAAAAAAAUCAAAUACCAACUUGAAUAUUUAUGUUGUUUCAAAUGGAAAUGGUUAUUAAUUAGAAAAGAUAUUUAUGAAUGACAUGUAUAGUUUUUAAACAUGUAAAUUAUGCUGACCUCCUGUCCACUUUCUCUGCUCAUCAUUUACCAGUAUAUAAAUGUUUUCUUUAGUUCAUUCUUUCAUUCAAAAACAACUGUUUAACAUGAAAUUACUAUACCUUCAUCCCGACUGCAGUGUUGAUGUGAAUAAACUUGCCCUACCACCAAGAGGAAAACACCAGGUGGUCCUUCUUUUUAAAUCAUGGGUAUCAAUAUAUUCUAAGGACCAGAUACCAACUGAGUCUAAUCCUGUAGAAGGAAAUCCUUCUUUUCCUUUUAAGCUCUUGCUUUUAUUUCCUUGCAUUAAAUUUUUGAAAAAAGUGGGAAACUGAAUUGAAUCUGUUUUCUACUGUGACAGCCUUAUCAGCCUGUUGAUGCCAACUAUUUUCUCCACUGUUUGUAAACUUUGAUUUUUUUUUUUUAAACAUACAUGUACGUAACUGCCUUGUCACUGGUGGAGCAAGAGAGGAAGUAACUUUUACCAAUCCCUUAACUCUGCCUGUGUCUGCUGAGGAGGUUUUAAAAGUUUAAGUGCUUGCUGCUAGCUGAGAAGCUUGGGUCAAGCUUGCCAUUCAGUCUUUGGUCACAGGUUCAGCCUCCAGAAAUUUUGUGUUAUAAAAAGUUAAUAUAGCACAUUUGAAGUAGUGGAAAUAUGUUGGCUUGAAUGGGAUUGCUUGUUUGUAGUUCUACAUGAAAAGUGCAGUGCAAAAAAAGAAAAGGUUGUUUAUAGACUUUUUUUAGCGGUAUGUUGAAGAUUUUUUUUAAGUGUUGGCAUUUAAUACUGCAUACUUUAUCUAUGCAAUCCCUAACAGUUCCUUUUUAAAAAGGGUAUUCAGCAUAUGUAAUGAAACGGGUAUAUUACAGUGAAUCUUGCAUAAAUUGAUUGUUCUGUCAGUGUCAAAAGAGAAUCCAGAGACAGCACUACUGAUUAAUAGCAAUCAAUAAUUGAUGUAAAUUUAAAUUGAAAUAAGUAAAGCAAGGAGAGUAGUAUUUUUUAAUCAACUUGUUUAUAAGUUGUAGUAAAUUGUGUUUUGGUGAAGAUAAUUAAAUUCGAUAUCAAUGUUUAUAACGCUGGUACAGUCUAUAGAUGUCUUUAUAGCAUGUUUUAUUUUCAAAAGUAAAAACAGUUUUCACAAAAUGAAUAAAGUGCUCUUAAACAUUUUUCAUCUUAUCAAAGCUUA